AUAUCCAAACUCUGUUUUAGUGAAUUAGACUGAAAACUCACCGACUCUUAGAUAGGGAAAGUAACCCGGUUGCAAAGAUGAAAAACUUUGUUCAAUUAUCGAUAGAACAAGAGACAUCUUAAAUGAAUCUACCCAUGUGACAAACAGAGAAAAAAGUUUCUAUUUCAGAAAGUCACUAUUUACACAGGAGUUCUAUUUAUAUUGAAUUGCAAAGGACAACUUUGAGAGUGGAACAGAAUUGUUCCUAAUUAGUCAAAGGAAACCAUAUCCAAUCUUGAAGUAUUGUCAUUCCACAACAAUCACUUGACCGAUAACUUAGGAACUACAACGUCUUUCAGCCAAGAGUCAUGUUGGCCUUAAUUGAUGUCCUUAUAUAAGACAUAUUCACAACUUUUUAAAAUCGAACAAAGGAUAGACAACUUGUGUAGCUAUUACAUCAAUAAUGGCUUGUAUUUAAUGAUAAGUCAGUAUGACAAUCUUCAUCAUACUCUUCUCCAAAUUCAAUUAGAUAUUUUUGUAUUUAUAAACUCUGGCUACGAACGGUUGCACAUAAACAGACUUCCCAUUCAUUGCAAUUCUCUGUUUCCCACUAUCUUUCGUCUGAAACUUACAAAAAGCUUGUAUCUAAUUAGACAUGUAUAUAGGAGUUUGCGUAAUACCAAUCAAUCUAAUUCACCACAAAAACUCAUAGAAACCUAUUUCCUGUAUAUAAUAAAAGAAAGUUUCUAGUUAUGACAAGCAAGAAAAUAUUCCGGCUUUCUCUCUAUUGUCAUUGUGAGUCUAGAAGUGUCAACGAGAUCAGUUUUACCAAUCACCAAAUAAAGCAACCGCUCGAACAAUAAAACAUACACUCUUUCC
This is a messenger RNA of Galdieria sulphuraria, 858 nucleotides long. RefSeq lists its product as uncharacterized. Bases 364 to 729 code for a protein of 121 amino acids. Lineage: Eukaryota; Rhodophyta; Bangiophyceae; Galdieriales; Galdieriaceae. The transcript is spliced from 3 exons. The record is from RefSeq and is a predicted model, not a curated record.